Molecule: messenger RNA, 397 nt
Organism: Closterium sp. NIES-67
Lineage: Eukaryota; Viridiplantae; Streptophyta; Zygnematophyceae; Desmidiales; Closteriaceae
Source: the annotation of a GenBank genome assembly
GAUGAGGAGGGGGCGAGCAACGCAGAGGGGGAGGAAGAGGAUGAGUAGGAGGAGGAGGAGGAGGAGGAGGAGGAGGAGGAGGAGGAGGAGGAGGAGGAGGAGGAGGAGGAGGAGGAGGAGGAGGAGGAGGAGGAGGAGGAGGAGGAGGAGGAGGAGGAGGAGGAGAGGAGGAGGAGGAGGAGGAGGAGGAGGAGGAGGAGGAGGAGGAGGAGGAGGAGGAGGAGGAGGAGGAGGAGGAGGAAGGCAAUGGGCUGAAGCGCUGGGAAGAAACGAGGCAGUCGGAAGGGCGAAGAUGGGUGAGGUAGGAGGGGGAGGAGGAAUGGGAAGGAGAGGGGGAGUGAGCACGGCGGGGAGAGGAAGGUGCAGAUGAGCCUCGGGAGUGAGAGAGAGGGGGUCC